Nothoprocta perdicaria is the source of this 653-nucleotide messenger RNA. It is a transcript of the gene MCRIP2, whose product is annotated as MAPK regulated corepressor interacting protein 2. NCBI's taxonomy places the organism in Eukaryota, Metazoa, Chordata, Aves, Tinamiformes, Tinamidae. The transcript is spliced from 4 exons. The record is from RefSeq and is a predicted model, not a curated record. The coding region runs from base 1 to 513 and encodes 170 amino acids.
AUGCACGGUGGACAAGCAGCCCUUCUCCAGAGGGAAAGUGAAGUAUCAAGCGGUGACACGGCUUUGCCAAGGCCGUGCAGCAAACUGCUUGGUGAACCACGGCAUCUAACAGGCUGCUUCCUCUCUCCAAAUACGUUCCUCACGUGGAGCUUGGUGGGAAAGGCUGCUCUUCUCUCUCAUUUCUCCCUUUUCUUGUCUGUUUGCCUCAGCAGUCCAGCGCAGAAACUUGUGUUCAACAGAGUGAAUGGCAAAAGGCCGCAGGUGCUGCCACAGCAUGUUUCGGCCUCGGAGGAGAGCUACACGUUGGCACACGAGGAGAACGUCCGCUUUGUGCAUGAAGCCUGGCAGCAGGUAGAGCAGCAGCUGGACGGCAGCCAGAGAGGGGAGAACGUGUGCGGCCCCGUGCAAUACGUAGAGAAAACCCCCAACCCUGGACUGAAAAACUUCGUUCCCAUUGACCUGGAGGAGUGGUGGGCACAGCAGUUUCUUGCCAAAAUUGAAAACUGUUCCUAGAAGGAAAAGUAACCCACAAAAGCAAAAAGUGUCUGGUGUCGGAAACCRGAACCGGUGAGAUUUCAAAACAUGUUUUUUUUAAAACACACAAUCAAGUGACCCCCUCUCGCAGCCCACCGAGGACAGCAGGGACGGAGCGG